AAGAUCGAUUUAAUUAUGUGAAGGUUGGCUACAGGUUUGACGUAUGUGUGGGAUCGUGUAAGUGAUGUCUCAUAUCGAUUGACUGAUUACAGUCGAAAAUCGUUGAUUUUUCGCUAAUUUUUGUAGACUACUUGUGCACUGUGAGUAAUAAGACAUUCCAAACAUUUUAAAUUUUGCGCAUGUUGAUGUAUUUCUUGCGCGAUAUCGGUUUUCCUUUGGCGCAGAAUUCGCGUCGUUCGAAUUAAGCAGAGACGUCGCGCUCGGAAAAUGGUAGCGUUCAAUUACGUGCAUCAAAGUGAGAGGUGACUACACUUUGUGCGAUCGUUAUCCUGAUUCCGUCAUCCGAAUGUUAUCCUGGAACUAGCGCAUUGCAAAAGCUUUGUGUCCUUCGUCGGUUCCGUUUGGCCAUCCAGAAAGUCAAAAAGCGUUCCCAUAUGAUGUAAUUAUUAACGCGAUAAAAUACACUAACUUAUAGUUUGAAACAGUCGGUUACGUGUUGUCGGGGUGUUAUGUUCCUUUGAAACGCGUUAAAGUAGCCUCCGUUUUUCUAAAAUGAAGAAGUUUACGUUGAAAGGCGUCCUUGAUAACUUUAGGACGUCGGUGGCUCAGCCUGCGAAGGCGGAUCAGGAAGUCCAGGAGACUCUUCGACCCGAACACUUCCAAGUCAAAAGGACGUUUCGUCAUGGAUUUCCGUUUCAACCGACGGCAAUGGCUUUCGACCCCGUUCAGAGACUACUCGCCAUCGGUACAAAGGGCGGAUCACUUAGAAUUUUGGGUCAGCCUGGUGUCGAUGUGCACGUUAGGCACGACAUGGACGGUCCUCCGAGUGCAUCGGCGGUAAUUCAUCUACAGUUCCUUAUUAACGAGGGUGCUAUGGUGUCCGUUACGGCGGACGACUCCUUGCACUUGUGGAACUUUCGACAGAAAGUGCCCCAGAUCGUGCAGAGUCUCAAAUUCCAACGGGAAAGAAUAACCACUAUACAUCUACCUCUCCAAUCGAAAUGGCUGUACGUCGGCACGGAAAAGGGUAAUGUACAUGUCGUUCAAAUAGAAAACUUCGUUCUGUCAGGGUACAUAAUCAACUGGAACAAAGCCAUAGAGAUGUCUCGGAAAACGCACCCCGGCCCCGUUGUCCAUUUAAGCGACAACCCUCUCGACGCAAACCGGCUGCUAAUAGGAUUUGAAACGGGACAAAUUGUUCUUUGGGACCUGAAGAACAAGUCGGCCGAAAUGCGGUGGCAAAGCCAGGAACCGUUGCGUUCCAUCGCCUGGCAUCACGAAGGAAAACAGUUCAUGUGUUCCCACAGUGACGGAUCUUUGACCACAUGGAACAUAAAACAGUUUGGAAAACCGGUGCACACCUCUCAACCCCACGCAAAGGUAUCGAAGGAUGGUAAAAUGGAGCAGUGCAAGCCGAUCAAUAAGGUGGAGUGGAAAUUGUCCCGAGCGGGAGAAGCGUAUGUGAUAUUUUCGGGCGGCAUGCCCUACGACCAAUGCGGCAGAACGCCAAGCAUCACCGUUGUACAUAGCAAAACCACGACGGUGCUCGAAAUGGAGCAUAACGUCGUCGACUUUAUAACUUUGUGCGAAUCGCCGUACGUUAGCGAGAUGCAAGAACCGUACGGGAUCAUUGUUUUGUUACAAAACGACCUGGUGGUGAUGGAUUUGCAGACGUCGGGUUUCCCGUGCAUAGAAAACCCUUAUCCCAUGGACAUCCACGAGUCCCCGGUCACCUGUUGCAACUACAUGGCCGAUUGUCCCGCCGAUCUCGUGCCGGCUCUGUACUCGGUCGGGAGGGCUGGCGGUUCUGCCAAAAGGACGGGGUUUUCCGAAAAGGAAUGGCCCGUCAAUGGGGGCAACUGGUCCGUGCAGUCUUGCAGUUACAGCGAAAUAAUCGUGACAGGUCAUGCAGAUGGGAGCGUGAAAUUUUGGGAUGCGAGCGCCGGCACGUUACAGGUGUUGUACAAAUUGAAAACGGCCAAACUGUUCGAACGGCCCAAGGCCAAGUCGCAGGACAGCGAGGACGAUCCUUUCGCGAUCCAAAUCAUCUCGCUGUGUCCCGAAUCGAGGAAGCUGUGCGUCGCUGGCGCGUCCAGUCACGUCAUCCUUUUCAAAUACAAGAAAAGCGAAAGUAACGACGAAGUAACGGUUCUGGAAAUACCCAUUGUUUACGAGAUCGCCGACGACGGCGAUUAUUCUCCCGAUUGCGAGUUUCCGGGACCAGGAAGCGCCGGUUCCGCCAAUAAAAUGGACGUGUUAGAUUUUGACAAUAAAAAGGAAUCGUCGUUAAAAGUGAGACAGGGUGUCCAAAAAAAGGCGCCCGGUUUCCAAGCUCAAUUGGUGUGUCUUGCCCCGUGGAACAACGGGGAACCACCGAGUCGAAUAACAGCGUUAACGAUAAACAGCUCGUACGGUUUAAUGGUUUAUGGCAACGAGGCUGGUAUUGUGAUCGUGGAUAUCGAACAGAAAAUAUGUCUGCUCAACAUAGGCAGUCCGGAUCUGUACGGUGCCCAAGAUCCCUACUCGCGAGUCCCUCGUAGUCCGAAAAAAGGACAACUGGACACUUUACUGACAACCGCCGCCACGAAUUCAGACCGAGAGGAUAAACAACCACGGAGUCCAAGCGUUGACCAGAUGGGAAAGACCCCAUCGGAAUCGCCUUGUCUAACUCCCGUCGAUCCGGCAUACGAAGCCACCGAGGACUUCCAGACCGUCACCCCGAUCCCGGACAAUAAUAACCGUCGAAAAUCGUCCACUUGGAAGGGUCUCAAACGGCGCUUGUCCAGGGUGGAUCUCAAAGUGAAAAAUACCAUUCUCGGGGCCGCAGCGACAGACAAAUCGAACGCGUCCUUUUACUGUGACGAGUAUGACGAUCUAAACGACGAAACUAGCGGAAGUGGUAGUAAGACGUCGCCCGAAUCGGAAGAGAAUACGAUCAUAGAGAACAGGAGAUGUCCGACUCCGACGUCGCCAAAAAGUAUCAAAAACUUCGACCUGAUCGCCGGUCGCAGUCCUGACGACAGCGAUUUCACUCCGAAAGCGGAGGAGGGUGUUUUCUCGGCAGACGAUUCGGACAACUCCCCCCCGUACGGAAGUCCCAAAACGAGGCCUGGCAAUCUGGAACUUGUUGACGAACACGGCCUUCCGAUACGGCCCAGUAGGGGGAAGUACAAGAAAAAACAGAACAACAAUAACAGGGACCAAAGGCUACUGUCGAUACCGAAUUUGAAACCGUACAAGCCGGACGUGCAACAGCUGAAAGACUUACGCGGCAAAGAGGAGGCGAACUACCAUCAUCCCGUUGGAUCUCACCCGACUUUCGCCGGCAAUUUAAUGAGACGCUUCAAUAAACGGAGUGUGUAUCAGCCCCAUGCAAUCGGCCUCCGGUGGUGGACCAGUAGCGGGCGUCGUCGCGGCGUCGGGCUCGUCGACGUCGUCGUCGUCGUGUCCCGUUGGUUCUGGCCAGUCCCAGUCGGGGAGCCGCCGCUGUGCCGAGCCGCCCCGCCGUUCCAGAUCGCAAGGUACUCGCAAACUGCACAAGUGCCUUUCAACCGCCAGUUAUUCGGAGGAGAGCGGCUGCAACGCGUUUUCUACCACCGUGCAGCAACAGCAACAACAACAGCCACGACAGCAGCAACUGCUGGCCGCCAGUCGACAAUAUUGCAGUUUUGGUACUACUUUAGAUGUCACAUCCUGCGUACACAGUUACGUAUGUACGAUAUGUACGUCUAUGCUAUACAAGUCCAAAAACAACAAACAAAAGUCUACUCCUCCCUCAAUUUCCUCAGCUCAAACCUUUCGAACAUGUUGGGCGAUUUGUUCAUUCCGAUGGAGAUGCCCGAGCCACCCAAAGAAAGCUUCUUUAAAGGUCUUUUCGGUGGAGGAAUAAGGUCGCUGGACAGAGAAGAGCUAUUUGGUGAAGCGAGCGGUAAGGCGAACAAAUCGGUCGCGAAACACAUUCCCGGCAGCAUGCAGGAUAUGGGCGCUAGAGUGACGUCGUCGACGAGCGAGAUCAGCAGGGCUCACAAGAUGGUCCUCGAAAGGGGAGAGAAACUUAGUCAGCUCGAAGACAGAGCGGAAAGGAUGCGCUACGAGGCUGAGAACUUUUCUAGUACCGCACACGAACUCAUGAUGAAAUACAAGGACAAAAAGUGCCCCAUGCAAUCGGCCUCCGGUGGUGGACCAGUAGCGGGCGUCGUCGCGGCGUCGGGCUCGUCGACGUCGUCGUCGUCGUGUCCCGUUGGUUCUGGCCAGUCCCAGUCGGGGAGCCGCCGCUGUGCCGAGCCGCCCCGCCGUUCCAGAUCGCAAGACAAGCUGGACAGUUCCUUUUCGAGGUCCCGUUCGAGUUCGAUCAGUUCCUUGGAGAACAUCACGUCUGAAGCAAUACAGUGCCUGGCAUUCGCCGAAUCGUAUUCACGUAAAACAGAGCCUAACGUUUUAACGCCCUCGCUAUGGGUCGGGACGAGUCUGGGCUCGGUACUGACGAUCCUGGUAAGUCCUCCGGGUCCGGACAGCAGAUCUUCGCAGCCUGUUGUCGUCUCCCUGGUAGGCAUCACCAUAUUUCGUUUGAAAGGCGCUAUUUUGUCCAUGGCCUUCUUGGACUGUAGCGGAUCCCUCAUUCCGUACUUGUACGAAUCGUGGAAAGAGAAAAGAGACAAGACCCCUACGAGGACCCAAAACAAAAUGAGUCCGCCGCUGGCGGGAGAGAACCCGAACCGCAUCGAACAAUUCGGCGACAGGCAGUUCGUGGUGAUAACGAGCGAAAAACAGGCGAGGGUCGUGGGAUUGCCUUCUCAAACGUGCAUUUACCGACAACAGAUAGCCGACACUGAUUUCGUAGUGAAGGCGGAAACGAUUACGAUAAAGGAGAGUGUAUGUUUGGUGUGCUACGUGUCAAAUGGACACUUGGUAUCUUACAGUCUGCCCAGCCUUCGGCCCCUGAUGGACAUCGAUUUUCUACCUCUUUCGGAACUAAGUUUCCAGACGCAAUCUAACAAAGGCAUUGUAGACCCAAUGUUGUCCAUUUGGGGCCAACAACUCAUAGUUAACGAGGACACAGCCCAGUAAGUUUAGUCAUUAUCAUGGAUUUUACGAAAAAAAUCGUUUUGAAAUUCAUAAUUCAUCAUUUUUUUCUAUUUUGUUUUUUUUUUUUCAAUGCCUACACAAAAACAAUCUUUUAAGUAACGAAAGGUUCAAGUUGUGGGGAUACGGCGAAAGAUCCCCUUCAGCCCCGUUUAGUAAUCGGGGAUGGUUGGGGAAAAAGCGUUCAACAAUAUGUGUAUAGAAUUUAUUAUAAUAAUAAAUAAAUUAAAGUAGUUAGUGUAGGCAGUGAAAAAAAUAUUUUUUUUUUUUCGAGUCAAUUUUUAAAUGAAAAGGAGAACGAUGGAAUUUUUAUAGCGUUUUAAUUGGCAUCGUGAAUGUUUGGUUUUCUGUUUUUCUAUAAAUAUACGAGGGUGGAUUGAUAAGUUUCCGGCCUAACCAAGAGAUGACGCCACUAGGCCUACCUUGAGGUGA
Molecule: messenger RNA, 5514 nt
Organism: Agrilus planipennis (emerald ash borer)
Lineage: Eukaryota; Metazoa; Arthropoda; Insecta; Coleoptera; Buprestidae
Product: syntaxin-binding protein 5
Exons: 24
Coding region: 553-5067 (1504 amino acids)
Biological process (GO): regulation of protein secretion; regulation of exocytosis
Cellular component (GO): SNARE complex; cytoplasm; plasma membrane
Molecular function (GO): GTPase activator activity; syntaxin binding; myosin II binding
Source: RefSeq, a predicted model, not a curated record